Molecule: messenger RNA, 8730 nt
Organism: Jaculus jaculus (lesser Egyptian jerboa)
Lineage: Eukaryota; Metazoa; Chordata; Mammalia; Rodentia; Dipodidae
Gene: Xpo4
Product: exportin 4
Exons: 23
Coding region: 309-3542 (1077 amino acids)
Biological process (GO): protein export from nucleus
Cellular component (GO): nuclear pore; cytoplasm
Molecular function (GO): nuclear export signal receptor activity
Source: RefSeq, a predicted model, not a curated record
GCACCACCCUCUAUGGUCAGUAAUGAACAACGCCAGCAUGCAGAGCACAUAUUCUUAUCAUUUAGAAAAUCCAAAUCACCAUUUGCAGUUUGCAGACAUAUUCUGGUUCUUCAUGCUUUGGAAGUAACAGUUGAAGAGAGGUGAGGAAAGUUUGUGAAAAUUGUGAUCGGUGAUUAACUGCCACCUGCCUGAGGUGUCUUCUGAGAGGAACUAACCUCUUUGUGGUGCUAGAGCAAGGUCACUGGAUUAAAAACAGAACAGAAACUAGUAAAGUGGACUACGUCCUUUUUCAAGCUGCCACAGCCAUCAUGGAAGCAGUUGUCCGAGAGUGGAUUCUCUUGGAAAAAGGUAGCAUCGAGUCACUGCGAACAUUCCUCUUAACCUAUGUCUUACAAAGGCCUAACCUCCAAAAGUAUGUUCGGGAACAGAUUCUAUUAGCAGUAGCAGUAAUCGUAAAACGAGGAUCAUUAGAUAAAUCAAUUGAUUGCAAAAGCAUUUUUCAUGAAGUGAGCCAAUUGAUUAGUAGUGGCAAUCCCACUGUGCAAACUCUGGCCUGUUCUAUUCUAACUGCACUAUUGAGUGAAUUUUCAAGUUCAAGUAAAACUAGCAACAUUGGAUUGAGUAUGGAAUUCCAUGGUAACUGCAAAAGAGUUUUUCAGGAAGAAGACCUUCGUCAGAUCUUCAUGUUAACAGUUGAAGUUCUGCAGGAAUUCAGCAGACGGGAAAACCUCAAUGCACAGAUGUCUUCAGUGUUUCAGCGGUACCUCGCACUUGCUAAUCAAGUCUUGAGCUGGAAUUUUCUUCCUCCAAAUUUAGGCAGACAUUAUAUAGCAAUGUUUGAGUCCUCCCAGAACGUGCUGCUGAAACCAACAGAGUCGUGGCGGGAGACCCUCCUGGACAGCAGGGUCAUGGAGCUAUUCUUCACAGUACAUCGAAAAAUCAGAGAAGAUUCAGAUAUGGCACAAGAUUCCCUGCAGUGCCUUGCCCAGUUAGCGUCUCUGCAUGGAGCCAUCUUCCCGGAUGAAGGAUCCCAGGUUGAUUAUUUAGCACACUUCAUUGAGGGAUUACUGAACACUAUCAAUGGAAUUGAAAUAGAAGAUUCUGAAGCAGUGGGAAUCUCUAGCAUUAUCAGCAAUCUGAUAACUGUGUUUCCUCGGAAUGUUCUAACUGCCAUUCCCAGGGAGCUUUUCUCCUCCUUCGUUACCUGCCUCACACACCUCACUUGCUCUUUUGGGCGAAGUGCUGCGCUGGAAGAAGUGCUUGAUAAGGAUGACAUGGUAUACAUGGAAGCAUAUGAUAAAUUACUGGAGUCCUGGCUAACUUUGGUCCAGGAUGACAAACAUUUCCAUAAAGGCUUUUUUACUCAACAUGCAGUUCAAGUUUUCAAUUCCUACAUCCAGUGUCACCUUGCUGCUCCAGAUGGCACACGGAACUUGACUGCCAAUGGUGUGGCCUCUCGGGAGGAAGAAGAAAUAAGUGAACUUCAAGAAGAUGAUCGAGACCAGUUUUCUGAUCAAUUAGCCAGUGUAGGAAUGCUAGGAAGGAUCUCUGCAGAGCACUGUAUACCUCUUCUGACAAGUUUAUUAGAAGAAAGAGUAACAAGACUCCAUGGUCAGUUACAACGACAUCAGCAACAGCUCCUUGCUUCGCCUGGUGCGAGCACGAUUGACAACAAAAUGCUUGAUGACCUCUAUGAAGAUAUUCACUGGCUUAUUUUAGUUACAGGCUACCUCUUAGCUGAUGAUACUCAGGGAGAGACUCCGCUAAUACCUCCAGAAAUAAUGGAAUAUUCCAUUAAGCAUUCAUCUGAAGUUGACAUUAAUACAACACUUCAAAUUUUGGGAUCUCCAGGAGAAAAGGCUUCUUCCAUCCCAGGGUACAGCAGAACAGAUUCUGUGAUUAGGCUAUUAUCUGCUGUUCUAAGAGUUUCAGAAGUUGAAUCUCGAGCAAUAAGAGCAGAUCUCACUCAUCUACUAAGCCCUCAAAUGGGCAAAGAUAUUGUUUGGUUUCUAAAACGCUGGGCCAAGACCUAUCUUCUGGUGGAUGAAAAACUAUAUGAUCAGAUAAGUCUGCCAUUCAGCACAGCAUUUGGGUCAGAUACAGAAGGCUCCCAGUGGAUUAUUGGCUACCUCUUACAAAAAGUCAUCAGUAACCUCUCGGUCUGGAGCAGUGAGCAAGACCUUGCAAACGACACUGUGCAGCUCCUGGUGACUUUGGUGGAACGAAGAGAAAGGGCAAAUUUAGUAAUUCAGUGUGAGAACUGGUGGAAUCUAGCUAAACAAUUUGCAAGCCGAAGCCCACCCCUUAAUUUCUUAUCAAGUCCAGUGCAGAGGACGCUGAUGAAAGCUCUAGUCUUGGGAGGUUUUGCACAUAUGGACACAGAAACCAAGCAGCAAUAUUGGACAGAGGUUCUUCAACCACUUCAGCAGCGAUUCUUAAGAGUGAUAAAUCAAGAGAAUUUUCAGCAAAUGUGUCAGCAAGAGGAGGUCAAGCAAGAGAUCACUGCCACAUUGGAGGCCUUGUGUGGCAUUGCUGAGGCUACCCAGAUUGACAAUGUAGCCAUUCUUUUCAAUUUUUUAAUGGACUUCCUUACCAAUUGCAUUGGGUUGAUGGAAGUUUACAAAAAUACCCCAGAGACUGUUAACCUCAUUAUAGAAGUUUUUGUUGAAGUUGCACAUAAACAGAUAUGCUACCUUGGAGAGUCCAAAGCUAUGAACUUAUAUGAAGCCUGCCUUACUUUAUUGCAAGUAUAUUCUAAGAAUAACUUAGGGCGGCAAAGAAUAGAUGUUACAGCAGAAGAAGAGCAAUACCAGGACCUGCUUCUCAUUAUGGAACUUCUUACUAACCUUCUAUCAAAAGAAUUCAUAGAUUUCAGUGAUACAGAUGAAGUGUUUAGAGGACACGAGCCAGGACAAGCAGCAGGCAGAUCUGUAUCAGCAGCUGAUGUUGUUUUAUAUGGAGUAAACCUAAUUCUGCCCUUAAUGUCACAAGAUCUUUUGAAGUUUCCAACGCUUUGUAAUCAAUACUACAAAUUAAUCACAUUUAUUUGUGAGAUUUUUCCUGAGAAAAUACCACAGCUUCCUGAAGAUCUGUUUAAAAGUCUGAUGUAUUCCCUAGAGCUAGGAAUGACAUCAAUGAGUUCGGAGGUUUGCCAACUCUGCCUAGAGGCCUUGACACCGUUAGCCGAACAAUGUGCAAAAGCACAAGAAACAGAUUCACCCCUUUUUUUAGCAACUCGGCACUUUCUCAAGCUGGUUUUUGAUAUGCUGGUUUUGCAGAAGCACAACACGGAGAUGACCACUGCGGCAGGUGAAGCUUUCUACACACUGGUGUGUUUGCACCAGGCUGAAUAUUCUGAACUGGUUGAAACAUUGCUGUCAAGUCAGCAAGAUCCCAUCAUUUACCAGAGACUAGCAGAUGCCUUCAACAAACUCACUGCAAGCAGCACUCCUCCUACGCUGGACCGGAAGCAGAAGAUGGCCUUCCUAAAGAGUUUAGAAGAAUUUAUGGCAAAUGUUGGUGGUCUCCUUUGUGUAAAAUAAACAACAAAACUAUAUGCUAAAUUUAGAUUUUUUUCUGCAAAGUGCACUGAAUUGUUGAAAGUUGACUUGAGUUGUGUCCUCAGUUCAUUUGACCAUUUUAGAAUUUGGAGAGCCUGAAACUUUGAUAGGGAGUGUGGUGUAAACAUGAGAGGUCAGCUUUUGAAUAAGUUUCUGCUGUUUGUUGUAAGCCACACCCUGUCAUAUACCUGUUGUCUACAUUUUGAGUGGUGACUAAAUUUUUCAAAAUGCAAUCCAUAUAUAUGCAUACAAAUAUGGGCACCAAGAAAUAUAUAUUCAGUGUCUUUUACCCAGUUACCAAACAAGUGGCUAGCCAAAGUUUGGAAUUUCUGUUACUAUUAGUUGGAUAUGUUCUUAGUGUUGUUUUUCAAAAUGCUACCCAUAGAUUCUCUGCAUCAUUUGAGGAUCUGGUUGCGAGGGUGAUUUUUAGGCCCAGUCAUAAAAUAUGUAGUUGAAUUCUGGAGUCUAAUUUAAUAAACUGCUCUCCUUCAUCACCCCAAAAGUUUUGAGUUCAUGCAAGAGACACUGAAAACAAGAGAUCUCAUGCUUUCCAACUUUCCCUUUCUUCAGUGAUUAGGGUUAUAACUAAGCAGAAAGAAAAGUCAAGUGAUUUCUAGUUUCUUCUUAGUUCAUUUUCUCCUUUGUCCUUCUCUCUCAUCCCCAAUGUUGAAGGUUUGUGUAAUUAUUACAGGUCUCUAAUCAUACUCUAAAGCCUGAACUUGAGGAGGAAAAUAUGUGCAUAUUUUUUGUUUCAUAAAAAGAACUUUAGGAACUGUAGCCAUUUCAUUGCCUUAAUUUUAAGAGAAAGAGACAAAGCAUUUGUUUUAGUAAGAAAUCAAGUCUUUUUUUCUUCAGAGUUGGCUUAGGGUAUUAGCUGCUAUGAACCUGCUGCCCCUUUGAUCAUGUAUUUAUGUGGCUUUAAAAGUGAAAUGAAAGGCACCUCCUGUGUAGUUAACUUUCUGACUGUAUCUGUCCUGCCACUCAGUCCAUAUCUACUUGCUUAAAACAAUAACUGUUUUCAAAGGAUGUGAAUUACUAAUUCACACAGAAUAUUGCACGCUGGGCAUUAGGGGCAAUAAUUAUGCUAAAGUGAGCAUUAUCCUCAUCUCAUAGCAGCCAUGCAAAUUUAAUUUCAGAGAAUAAAAAUAGCCAGGAAGUGGUGACAAAUGCCUAUUACACCUGGCAUGUGGGAAGCUGAGGCAGCAGAUCAUGAGUUCCUGGACAGUCUGUGCUACCUAGUAAGACCCAGUCUCCCCAAAGUUCUCUUUAGAGCCUUUAGAUCUUUCUAAUAAUGCCAGGCAUGGUGAUGCACACCUUAAAAUGGAGCACUGCGGAGUCUUAGGUAGAAAGGAUCACCGUGAGUUUGAGGCUAGCUGGAGCUAGACUGAGAACCUGCCUCAAAAAAAUCAGCAACAAAAAAAGUCCAAUGCAUUGUUAUACUGCUACCUUGUUCCCAAUAAUUUUGUGCACAGCUUAAAUAAUGGAAAUGAAAGUUUAAAUUAAGGAAAUAAAAGCUUAUUUAUAAACUGGAAGCCACUGAAACUCUACCAGCUGUGAUUCCAGUCACAAGGCAGUGACAAGGGGAGGCCUCUAGCCUGGAUGCAUUGACUAUGGCAGAGGGCAGGCUCUCCUUUGGUGUUCCUAAUACCGCUCUACUAAACCAUCCUGCAAGUACAGUCUUUAUGUCUGAAUUGCACAUAGUAUGUGCGUCUUUACAUGUGAUGCUCUGUAAAUUCUGCCACUCUGCUAUUGACUGUUCUAGUUAAAGCAGGAGUGUCUAAGCUAUGUCUGAUGUGUGCACGUGAUGGUAGAUGUGAGUGCAAAGCUGUGGGCUGUCACUUUUUGAGAAUCAUUUCUCUUAAUCAUCAAGUAACAAAUAUGGAUCAAAAACAUCUUAAAAUACUGCAAGGAAGAAAACAUUCUUCAUGAUUUAAAAAAAUAGUUUGAAAGACUUAAAAUUUUUUUUCCCUUAAAGAACUUGAAGUUACAUAUGCAAGCAGUGAUCACUUUGUUUUGUAUUGCCCAGGAUGUUUCUGUCUCCUCUACAGGUGUGUGUUGUGUGUAUCUCUGUGUAUGAUAAGUAUGGUCCCUUGGCCAGGAAGCACUGAGACAUAACUGAGUGCAUAGGUCCCCUGGCCAGGAAAAAGGUGUAGUUGAGCUCAAGUAACAAUGCGUAGUAGGAAAGGAAUGUUUUGGUAAGUGAAAAGGCAUCUGUAUUUAUUAACUUCUAUCCAGAGGAACUACAGUUAAUAAAUUUACCCAGAUCUUCCUUCCUAUAUGCAAGUUUAUUAUGCCAGUUUAAAUUGAAACAAGGUAUACUUUAGAUUGGACCAAAUAAUGCUUAAGAGAUCCCCAGAAUGUUGACUAGUGGCAAAAGGGGUGAUAAGACACCACAAUAUUUUAGGUACACUUCUCAAGUGUGCCAACUAGACUCAUCAGAGUGUUUGUGUACUAGUUGGCCCCCUUAAUUAUUUGUUUAGUUUGUGCCUUCUGUUUUAUUAUGUCCGCCUUAGUUUUUAGCUAUGUGUACUUGUUCUUUGGUUUUUUGUUUGUUUGUUUUUUUGCUUAAUGUUCUUGGUCCAGUGGGUAUAAAUUUCAUUUUUCCAGUUAAAACCAACUAAAGACUCAAAAGUGGAGCCAAGCAUGGUGUUGCAUGCCUAUAAUCCCAGCACUCGGGAGGCAGAUGUAGGAGGAUUGCUGUGAGUUCAAGGCCACCCUGAGAGUUCAUAGUGAAUUCCAGGUCAGCCUGAGCUAGAGUGAGACCCUACCUCAAAAAAACAAAACAAAACAAAACAAAACAAACAAACAAAAAAAGAUAAAAGCAAAAGCAUUUGUGCCCUUUUUACAUAUAUUAAAGGGACGUUGUCAAGUAUCUCAGUUUUCAUGUUUUAAAGUUUUGUUGUUCAUGUAAUAUCCUUUAACCUUUACUUUCCAUGCUCUGUUGUUCAGUCUGUGUUUUACCUUAUGCUUCUUGACCAAUUUUCCAAGGACAUAAUCUCUAUGUACACCCAGGCACAGUCUUUAAGGACUUUUUGUGCUCACAGUUCACGUAAACGCUCCUUUACCUCCGCUCUUGGAGCUCUGUUGAAGGUGGUGUCACAGAUGUCCUUAUGCUAGGUGGGUAGCUGCCUGGAUAGCUUGACUGUCUUGACAGUGUUGACCUUGUCGUUUCCAAAAAAGUAAGUUUUGUCUUUUAGUUCUUUGGAAAACAGUAACAUGUCAACAUUAUUGAAUUGAAUUUUUUUCUGGUAUAAAUGGUGAUACAUAAACAAGCUUUACAAUUUCUUUCAAGCUACUUUUUAAGAAUUCUGUCUUUGUAUUGAAAAAUAAUUAUAUUACUGUGUAGAUGAGACAGUUAUUACUUUUCUUUUUCACUAUUUUCAUUUCAAAACCAAACAUGUCUAUAAUUUCCCCACAGUCAACAUUACUUAAUACUUUUCUUGCUGUCUUUGAAUUGGACUUCUCUUUUACCAAAAUAUCAGGUCUUUAUCUCUGUUUCUUGUUUCUGCUAAUACUUCUAUAAACCCCUCAAGUAUUGAGGGAAACUGGCUGUCAGUUUCAGGUAUUUCAAGUUUGAGUUGCCUAGGAUAUAGUGCUGGUUAAACCCUGACAAUAUUAUUUUUCUGUUACAGUUUUACUUGUAUUUUGUUUGCCACCUUUGUUGUUAGAGGUGGUUGUCAUUGGAACUUACUAAGCUGUCUCUGACAAGUUAUUACCAUUUUUGGUUAUUAAAUAUUAGCAUUUUAUGUUAGAAGGAACUUCUCAGAACUUUCUAUUUUUUUUUUAACCAGAGAGAAUAAGGAACUGACUUGGAUAUGAGGAUAUUAUAUUUAUAUUAUAAUUUUCUUCUACAAAACAACAUAGAUGAUUUGAGCAUAUAACAUUAUAUGAAUUAUUUUUAAAUUUUCUCACUUGGCCUGAGAACAGUGCAUUUAACAUUUCUUUAAUAAUUGCUUUCCUGGCUGGGUGUGGUAGGGCACAUCUUUAAUCCCAGCCCUUGGGAGGCAGAGGUAGGAUCACUAUGAGUUUGAGGUAAGCCUGGGACUACAGAGUGAAUUCCAUGUCAGCUUGAACUAGAGUGAGACCUUGCCUUGAAAAUUUAAAAAAAAAAAAAAAAAAAAAUCCCCACUAAAAUUAAAAAUGGUCCAAAUUUAACAUCUAAGUUCAAAGAUUUAAAGUGUCAUGACUCAAGUUGAACUUAAACAUUUCAUUUAGAUACAAAUAUUGUGAAGUAUGCCUGAUUGAUUAUAAUGAAAACCUGUGAUAUAUGUAGCCAAAGAUUACAUUUGGUUCAGGUAAAGAUGGAAGCUUAAUAAUGGGCAUUCAUUGUGCUGCUCUUAAAGAAGAUGAAUGAAAAGAUCUGUUUCUCACCUGUAACUCUCUCUAUAGGGAAGUCUUUGUAAAGAUUGGAAUAUUCUAGUUCAGUUCUGAUGGUGAUUCCCUAGCAUGGAUUGGGAGCUGUGAUUGGUACACCACAUCUGUGAGGUUCAUAUCACAAGCCAUCUCCCCUUCUCAUCCACCUAUUCCCAAACCUUCCCAGCUGUGGGGAAGUGUUUCUUUCCUUUCCUCAUUCUUGGGUCUCUUAGCUAUUAGGAGCUGUCAGGUGUGUUCUGACAGUUAAUUUCCAUAGCCUGAAGUAAAAUACCACCUCUGCACUAUGUAUCUACUGGGGGAGGGGGAAAAUCUGACCUCAAGUGUGCUCUGAGCCUAGGCUUCUUGGUGUGGUUUCUUUUUACCACAAACUUAUAACAAAUUGCAAAUCCUGAAAUUGUGAUUUGAUUCUCUGUACAAAGAAAGAAGCUCUAUGCAGUGAGUUUGUGGUUUAAUGGUCACAGAGUGUUAGCACUGCUACCAUUCAACAUGUGUAAAAUUUUUUAACUUUAUAAAUAUUAAAAUUUAAACUUACACUAAGUCUUUUUAGUUUUAUUCUUUAAGAGAUCCAGGGAUGAGUGUAUUGUUUAAAUAUUUACCUCUAUUAACAUAACUAAUGAAGGUAUAAAUUUGCAUUUAAUUUUUAAAAAGAUGCUGCAGUAUAUGAUUUUAGGAAAUAAGUCAUGGCUAUGUAUUGAGCCAGUUACAACAUGAAUAUCAAAUGGAUAAAACUAUCUGUAUUUUUUAAACCCAUAAGUGGGUGUUAAAAUAUAUGUUUUCACUAAAUAUUUUUAUUACA